AUGGAUUACUGCAGCAUCCUGCUCAUCCUUCUUCACACGCGUGUGCCGAAUGCUGGGAGUUCUGAAAUGUUCCGUGAGGCAUCGUAUGCAUCACAAAUUGAAGUGAUACCAUGCAAAAUUUGUGGUGAUAAAUCCUCUGGAAUACACUAUGGAGUCAUCACAUGUGAAGGCUGCAAGGGGUUCUUUCGGAGGAGUCAGCAGAACAAUGCAUCCUACUCCUGUCCAAGACAGAGAAACUGUUUAAUUGACAGGACAAAUAGAAAUCGUUGCCAACACUGCCGACUGCAGAAAUGUCUUGCCCUGGGAAUGUCUCGAGAUGCUGUGAAAUUUGGAAGAAUGUCCAAAAAGCAGAGGGAUAGCUUGUACGCUGAAGUGCAGAAGCACCAGCAGCGACUGCAGGAGCAGCGGCAGCAGCAGAGUGGUGAGGCAGAAGCCCUCGCCAGGGUUUACAGCAACAGCAUCAGCAAUGGCUUGAACAAUCUGAAUAACGAAACUGGCAGCACCUACGCAAAUGGGCAUGUCAUCGAUCUGCCGAAGUCUGAGGGUUAUUACAACGUGGAUUCUGCCCAGCCCUCCCCAGACCAGUCUGGGUUAGACAUGACUGGAAUCAAACAGAUAAAGCAGGAACCUAUCUAUGACCUCACCUCUGUACCAAACUUGUUUACCUAUAGCUCUUUCAACAAUGGGCAAUUAGCUCCAGGGAUAUCCAUGAGUGAAAUAGAUCGAAUUGCACAGAAUAUCAUUAAAUCUCAUUUGGAGACCUGUCAAUAUACAAUGGAGGAAUUACAUCAGCUAGCGUGGCAGACCCACACGUAUGAAGAAAUAAAGGUUUACCAGAGCAAGACGAGAGAAGCGCUGUGGCAGCAGUGUGCCAUUCAGAUUACCCAUGCUAUCCAGUAUGUAGUGGAGUUUGCAAAGCGCAUUACAGGCUUCAUGGAGCUCUGCCAGAAUGACCAAAUUCUUCUUCUUAAGUCAGGCUGCUUGGAAGUGGUUUUGGUGAGAAUGUGCCGUGCCUUCAACCCACUUAACAAUACUGUUCUGUUUGAAGGAAAGUAUGGAGGGAUGCAAAUGUUUAAAGCUUUGGGUUCUGAUGAUCUGGUAAAUGAAGCAUUUGACUUUGCAAAGAAUUUAUGUUCCUUACAGCUGACUGAGGAGGAGAUUGCCUUGUUUUCAUCUGCUGUUCUGAUAUCACCAGAUCGAGCCUGGUUGAUAGAGCCAAGGAAGGUCCAGAAGCUUCAGGAAAAGAUUUACUUUGCACUUCAACAUGUUAUCCAGAAGAACCACCUCGAUGAGGAGACAUUGACAAAGUUAAUAGCCAAGAUACCAACAAUUACUGCACUUUGCAACUUGCACGGAGAGAAACUGCAGAUGCAAAAAGCAAAACUGCAAAUGAAUCAUGACACAUUGGGUAAAAAUCUGGCUCCAUUGAAACCAGCAACAAACCCUUCACUGAUUUCAGCAGUGCCAGGAGUUCAUCCAGCAUUUUUACAUCAGCAAUUCUCUUAUGAUCUUUCUCCCUUGUUUGAUAUAAUUGACCUAAUUUGUGUGUGUGAGAAAAAAGACAGCCUGAUUCAUUUAGAAAGUGACAAUUGAGGGUUUU
This is a messenger RNA of Malurus melanocephalus (red-backed fairy wren), 1600 nucleotides long. It is a transcript of the gene RORB, whose product is annotated as RAR related orphan receptor B. Gene Ontology annotation, biological process: regulation of transcription by RNA polymerase II. Gene Ontology annotation, cellular component: nucleus. The record is from RefSeq and is a predicted model, not a curated record. NCBI's taxonomy places the organism in Eukaryota, Metazoa, Chordata, Aves, Passeriformes, Maluridae. Gene Ontology annotation, molecular function: zinc ion binding; RNA polymerase II cis-regulatory region sequence-specific DNA binding; nuclear receptor activity.